Dicentrarchus labrax (European seabass) is the source of this 2783-nucleotide messenger RNA. Its product is annotated as olfactory receptor 51G2-like. Bases 180 to 1139 code for a protein of 319 amino acids. Gene Ontology annotation, biological process: G protein-coupled receptor signaling pathway. Lineage: Eukaryota; Metazoa; Chordata; Actinopteri; Moronidae. The transcript has a single exon. The record is from RefSeq and is a predicted model, not a curated record. Gene Ontology annotation, molecular function: G protein-coupled receptor activity; olfactory receptor activity. Gene Ontology annotation, cellular component: membrane.
GCUGCCGCCGACAGUUAGACUGAGCGCAGCAGUGUGCUCAUUAACAGAUCCGAUUGAGGAUAAGGGUGGGCAGGUUAAUGGCUGGGUAAGUUUAGGCUGUAUGUGAUAACUGUAUAUAUUUUUAGAAAUCUUUACACUUGGUUUAAAAAACAUUAGUUCUUUUGUCUUAUAAACCAAGAAUGAUGUCAAAUUCAACUUUAUCAUCUUUAUCUUAUUUUAUUCUUGGAGCUUAUUUGAACAUUGGAAACUUAAGAUACUUUUAUUUUAUGAUAACUGCUUUUAUUUACAUUGUUAUUGUUGUUGUCAACACAUCUCUCAUUGUGAUUAUCUGUAUGAACAGAAGCUUACAUGAACCUAUGUACAUAUUUCUGUGCAGCCUGUUUGUAAAUGAACUGUAUGGUAGUACAGGGUUGUUUCCAAUGCUUCUGAUUCAGAUUCUCUCUGACAUUCACACUGUUUCUACUUCAUUUUGUUUCCUGCAGAUCUUCUGUGUGUAUACUUAUGGAAGUGUAGAGUUUUUAAAUUUAGCGGUCAUGUCUUUUGACAGGUAUCUCGCUAUCUGUUGUCCUCUGCAGUAUCACACACGUAUGACAUUUAACAAGGCAGUUGUCUUUAUUGCUGUAAUAUGGUUGUACUCUUUUAUCAAAUUCUUGAUUACUUUAUCUUUAAACAUCCGUUUGCCGCUUUGUGGAAACUUCAUAAACAGUUUGUAUUGUCAUAACUACCUUGUUGUUAAGUUGGCAUGUUCAGACACCAAAGUGAACAACAUUUAUGGACUUUUUGGUAUUGUCCUCACUGUCUUAGUCCCUCUGCUCCCAAUCCUUUUCUCUUAUAUGAAAAUUCUCAAAAUCUGUUUUUCUGGUUCCAGACAGACCAGACAGAAAGCUGUCAGUACCUGCACACCUCACCUUGUUUCUCUGUUGAAUUUUUCUUUUGGGUGUGUCUUUGAAAUAGUUCAGAGUAGAUUUGAUAUGAGCAGUAUACCCAGUGUUCUGCGAAUCAUUCCAUCUCUGUAUUUUCUCAUCAUACAGCCGCUUUUGAAUCCUAUCAUGUAUGGACUGCAAAUGACUAAAAUACGAAAAACAUAUGAACAUCUAUUCUGUUAUAAGAUGUUGACUGGUCAGAGAGAUACUGUGUAAUUGCGACAAGAAAGUGUCAGUAAAUGAUUAAGAAUAUUUUACCUUCAAAUGUGAAAACUGAAUGGAAAAAAAUGUCUCUUUAUAUAAAUGUUACUGUGAAGUGCUGAUUAGAGUAUGUAAUAUAUUCCAUAUUCCAUACACAGGCCUGCUUUGACUGUCCAAUGAAGGAUUACUUUGCAUAAUCUAGAACUCUGUCCUAGGUUAUUUGCCAUCAGAGCUUAAACACACUGAAAGGCCAAAACCCCUCAGAAUGAAAGAACAUUAUGCCUAGUGCCAAUUUAAAGAUGAUCUAAUUCUUCUUAAAUCCUUGUUUACCAUUGUCAAGGUAUCAGAAUCAGAGGACAAUAUAUUUUAUUCAAUGAGAUGCUGUCACUGUUAAUUCUGUUGUUUUCCUUUUUGUGUUGUGUGCUUUCUUUUUGUUUCACUUUCUAUCAGCUUUGAUAGAGCAGUAGGCACCGCUCAACUUAGAUGUAAAUAUUCACGUGUCUGCAUAUAACCAGACUGAAAUAUUUCUUUUUUCUUUACUUCAUGCCCUUUUCAUGAUUCCUCUUUCAUUUGGCUUCUUAUAAAUUUAAUUAUUAUUAAAGGUCAGUUGUCAUGAAAGUGGGAUCUGACUGAUUUUGUGAGGACAUGUACAGUAAACUUUGGAUAACAGCAAUACUCAGGCUAAGGUGGAGGUGUGGGGACAGAAUCCUGUGUCAGGUAAAACAAACAAAGGAGACAAAGGAGGUCAGAACAGCAGAGGAGGAAGCUGAUAAACAGGUUUUCAACUAACAACCUCACAUCAGAGCAGAGAGGCCUUUAAAACAGCAGCAACCACCAGAGACCAUGUACAAGGAUCCUAUUUGUGGAUCACAAUCUUCCUGACUAACAAGAGGGAGCAGCUGAGGCUGGGAACAAUCACAUCCAGCACCAGGACAAUCUGCACUGGCACCCACCAGGGGCACAUGCUCUCCUUGCUGCUCUUCUUCCUCCACACAAAUGACUGCACCUCAACAGACCCAUCUGUCAAACUCCUGAAGUUUGCAGAUGACACAACGGCCAUUGGCCUCAUCCGGGACAGUGAUAGGGGGUUGAACAGCUGGUCCUCUGAUGUGGUCAGAACUACCUGGAGCUUCACACGCUCAGAACUGUUGAGUUUAGGAGGAGCCCCCCAUCACCAUACCUAAAAACACUGUGUCUGCUGUGGAACACUUCAGGUUUCAAGGAGUCCAACACAGACACCAUCAUCAAGAAGGCACAGCAGAGCAUGUACUUUCUGUUCCAGCUCAGGAAGCUCAACCUGCCUAAGGAGCUACUGAUCCGGUUCUACAUCGCCAUUAUUCAGUCUGUAGAUCCCUUACUGUCUGGUUUGGAUCAGGAACAGAAUCAGGACUGCAACCUGCCCUCCUUUCAGGACUUUUACAUGUGCAGAGUCAGGACCCUGGACCUGCUCCAACCUCUCCUCUGGGAGCCGCUCUAGAGCGCUGUAUGCCAAGACAACCAGACACAAGAACAGUUUUAGCAGAAGGCCAUCACUCUGAACAACAGUUAGUAUCAAUAAAAUUCUAAGACCAAAACAUCCACUGACUAGUUAUGAAUAUGUUUUAUAGUUUAAAUACAUAUCAUCAUCAUCAUCAUCAAAUAAAAAUCUGCUAUGCCGUA